GGGUUCCUGGUGCUAUCCCGGGAGGGGGAGUCCCCGGAGCAGGCUUUUUCCCAGGUGCUGGAGUUGGAGGUUUGGGAGCAGGACUCGGGGCUGCAGGAAAACCUCCCAAACCAGGGGUCGGAGGACUUGGGGGGGUCGGAGGACUUGGGGGACUCGGCCCCCUUGGCCUGCAGCCAGGUGCUGCGGGUCUGUUCCCUGGAGCCUUCCCCGGGGCGGCGUUCCCGGGAGCCGCCUCGGCCGCGGCGCUCAAGGCUGCAGCCAAAGCUGGUGCUGGCAUUGGAGGCGUGGGUGGAAUUGGUGGUCCUGGUGGCCUCGGGGUCUCCACAGGUGCCGUGGUACCGGGCGCGGUGCAGCCCGGCCUUGGCGCGGCAGGGAAACCCCCUAAAAUACCAGGUGCUGGGAUUCCUGGAGCUUUUCCGGGCGGCGUGCUCCCCGGCGCAGGUGUUCGCUUCCCUGGCGUGGGAGUGCUGCCCGGGGUCCCCACUGGAGCUGGAGUCAAGCCUAAAGCCCCAGGAGCUGGAGCCUUUGGAGGAAUUCCCGGACUGGGAGGUUUUGGAGGUCAGCAGCCCGGUGUCCCUCUGGGUUAUCCCAUCAAAGCUCCUAAGCUCCCAGGUGCCGGGGCAGUGCCCGGAGUCGGAGGUGUCCCUGGCUUGGUGCCCGGUGUCGGAGGUGUCCCCGGGGCGGUGCCCGGUGUCGGAGGUGUCCCCGGGGUGGCAGGGGUGCCGUCGGCAGCAGCAGCAGCAAAGGCAGCUAAGUACGGAGCUGGCGUUCCUGGCAUCGCUGGCGUUCCUGGUGUUCCUGGUGUUCCUGGAGUUCCCGGUGUCCCUGGUGUUCCUGGUGUUCCUGGUGUUCCUGGCGUGCCUGGGGUUCCUGGUGCUGUUCCUGGUGUUGGAGUUGGUGGCCCGGCAGCAGCGGCCGCAGCCAAGGCUGCAGCGAAAGCAGCGGCGAUCGGAGCAGGACGUGUUCCCGGUGUUGGCGUUCCCGGUGUUGGCGUGCCCGGAGUUGGCAUUCCCGGUGUUGGUGUUCCUGGAGUGGGUGUGCCAGGUGUUGGCGUGCCCGGUCUGGUGCCUGGGGUCGGCAUUCCAGGAGGUCCGGCAGCCGCUGCCAAAGCAGCCGCCAAAGCAGCCAAGUAUGGAGCAGGUGGCCUGGCUCCCGGCGUGGGUGGCCUGGCUCCCGGCGUGGGUGGCCUGGCUCCUGGAGUAGGUGGCCUGGUUCCUGGAGUAGGUGGCCUGGUUCCUGGUGUUGGAGGUGUCCCAGGUGUUGGAGGUCCUGCAGCAGCAGCCAAAGCAGCAGCCAAGGCAGCCAAAUUUGGUGCCGGGGUUGGAGGGGUGCCAGGGGUGGUGCCUGGCGUGGGCGGAGUGCCCGGAGUGGCACCCGGUGUUGGUGGCGUGCCCGGAUUGGUGCCAGGGGUGGGAGUACCUGGAACUGGCAUCCUUCCCGGGGCAGGCAUCCCCCAAGUAGGGGUGCAGCCUGGUGCUAAACCUCCCAAAUUCGGUGUUCCUGGGGUUGGAGUCCCAGGGGUUGGUGGCCUCCCAGGUGGCCUUGGCGUCGGUGGGCUCGGAGUUGGUGGCCUCGGCGUUGGAGGUCCCGGCUUCGGCGUAUCACCGCUAUUUCCAG
This is a messenger RNA of Zonotrichia albicollis (white-throated sparrow), 1617 nucleotides long. The record is from RefSeq and is a predicted model, not a curated record. Lineage: Eukaryota; Metazoa; Chordata; Aves; Passeriformes; Passerellidae.